ACUAGAUUAGUCAAAUUGUUUCCAUUUUCUGGUUUAGUCAAAAAUAUCACAGCAUAAAGCAAUAAUAUGCAACUGGAAGAUUUACUUUUUCCGGGGUGUUUUCUGUCUGUAUUGCACUGGAAUUGCGUGACAUGCACUGAAUAUUUUAUUAGCUGUAACACACAUCACACACACAGUACCACGUGAGAUCGACAUUUUAUCACGAUCCCUAAGCUUUCUUGAAGUUCCGGAAAUUUAGAGACGCUCCCUUACAGCUUUUUCUGAUGAAAUCCCUUCACUUUAGCUUUGCAGCUAGCUCUGACGAGCGGGCGAAACGGGGACGCCAACGAGUCUGAACACGAAGUUUUCAUGUUCAAAGCUAAUGUGUUUUCUUAUUUAAACAUAAGAGAGUUAAUUUAGGCUCGAUUUGGGGGAUUUUAAAUUUUUUCCCUCAUCAAUUUUGCGGUAUUUUCCUCAGAGAAACUCGGCGGCUGGGCUCGAUUUGAGGUGACAUAAGACUGACAGUUGAAGAACCGACCGUCUCUUCCAUCAGACGACAAAAUGGCUUUUGUUUCGACCUCUGCUUUGGGAUACACCGACCUAUUUCACUCAAAAAGUCUUUCCUUCCCUUCUGUCGUCACUACAAUCCCCUCAAGCCGAAAUAAGUGGUGUUAUUUUCCUCAGGACAGCACAGUUGGCGCUGACGCCGCGGUCAAUAUGGGCGCUGAUGGUAUUCGCUGCCGCCGGGUUGGACUCUAUGCAAUUUAAACGACAUGAACAGUUUAUUUCACCGUGGAGAAUAUAUAUCAGUGCUCAUGGAUGGUGAUAAGGGCUGCAAACAAUUAAACAAAAAUGAGCAUUUCACUUUACUCGUAGCUAACAUUUAGCCAAAACUGAAAAUUGUGUCUUAAUAUAACUAGAUGCGUUAACCAGCUCUGUCUCUUGUGGCCAUAUCCGCGUUGUGUUUGGAAUAAGCACUACUCUUGAAUACAUAAACAUUCAUUGUAACCUUUUGAGAGACCUCUCUAAGCCCAAUCACUUUUAGUAAGGAAACGUGGAGAUAUUGCUAAAGGAAGUCUGAUGUUAAUAGUUAGCUUAUCGAAGUUCCAUUUCCAUUCAGUUUAUGUAGUUCUGACCAUUUCAUUGGAGGACACAUGUUCAGAAGUAUGAGUGCACGUGGGCACUUUUCAAAAGGGGACACGCAUUCCACGCGUGACAGCAGUGACGACAGCACUGACAGCUCGUGGAUCAGCUUGUUCUCUCUGGUCUCCAGGCCUGCGUGGUCUCUCUUGCAGAGAUAUUUACCAGGAAGAGCCCAGACUGCUUUUGAUGUGAAGUCAAAUCUAGAUAUUGGGAACUCACUAAUGGGGGGACUCGGUGAGACCCCUCUGAAAGUUAAAUACCUCCACUGCCAGCAUGAAAACGCGGCGUGCGCGUCCACUGGAGAUCCGGGGACUCUGGCCUGGUUAACUCACGACUCAUGGAGUGAACUGGGGAUCCGGAACACUGCACAGAAGGAUUUCAAAUUGCAAAUGCAGGCAUCGGUCGGAUACCUCGGAACGGCGAGAAAUUUUCUCAGCCAGGUGUUGAGCGCGCCCUCCACGCAAGAAAAAUUGCGCACGGCGGCCAAGCGCGGAAGACCAGAAAGCGGGUGCGUCUUGUGCGGGAACACUGUGGCAACGCGCUCUGAUAACACCUGGUGGUUGGGUGGAUUUGGGGGGCGCGAGGAUAGCCUACAAAACUGGCUGCUAAAUGCACCACAAAGCAGAAAAGAGACUGAUACGUGCUGGCAGCAUUGUGGAGUUCAUCACAGUGUUGGCUAUUGUCAGAGUCGCGCACAGGCUGCCGUUUCCAAGACAACAGAACUGUGUGUACGUAGCGAUGAUAGGGAAUCAAUGCACAACGAAAGCGCUGGACCCUUGUGCCCCAAAGAGCGUGCCCACAAUGAAAGCCUACACGCGCCCAAACCAGAAUCCCUUCCAAGCUCAUACCAGCUGCCACUAGAUAUUGAGCAACAUGUUUUAAAACCCUUAGAAUACAGUAGAGCCUACAGUGAAGUGGCAGUUCUGACCCCAGACCAAGACAAUGGCUACUCCAGCUUGGAGGAAGAACACUUGCUUGGUAAGCUUUGUAGUAUGAAACUGCUUUCUGAGGAGCAGGAGUUGUUGGAGACAGGUGGUCCCAUUGCCUCUGAGGAGAUAUCAUCACAGAGUAACACAACUGGGAUUGAGUCUGUGGAACAGGCUAACAGUGAGCCUGCCACCUACGAAAAGGAAAUGAAUCAAAGGGAAGAUGCUGAGUUUUCUGACUCUGAGAAGACAGCAGAUUCGCCAGCACCAGCAGCUGAAGACUUGCCCGCUUUGCCCACUUCACGCUGUCAAAACAAGGUCAUUGCUUACAUCAUGGGCAGCCCUUGCAGUGAGGUCUCUGAAUCAGAGGAUGAGGGUGAUUGGGACAGUAAUGAUGAUGAUGGAUUUGAUAGUGAAGGCUCAUCUCACUUCUCAGAGUCUGAGGACCUGGAUGACAGUGAUGAUGAAACAGAGGAGGAUUCGGAUGAAGAUGAGGCAGACUCCGAAACAGAGAGACUGUGGAAUUCCUUGUGUCAAAAUAAUGAUCCUUACAACCCACGAAACUUCACAGCUCUGAUAAGGACUGCCUCCAAGCCUAGCCCUGCCAUGGACUCCUCAUUCUCGGAGUUUCCGUCAGCGCAUAUGGUCACCCAUAUUUCACCUCCACUUUCAUCCCACUCACUUUCAGAAAAUGAGUCCAGUGAAGAGGCCUGUGAGAUGGAUGAGGAAGAGAAUCAUAGACUAUGGAACUCUUUUACUUGCUCAGCUGAUCCCUACAGUCUUCUCAACUUCCAGGCCACCAUACAGACUCAGAAGCCCCCCAAAGGGUGCCAUAAGGAAACAGCACAGGGAACCCCUUGCUACAAUGGGGAGGAGGCUGAGGAGAGGUUGGACAGUGGAUUCUCAGAGAUUUCCCCUGUGCCAUGCUCAAGCAGUCCCACGGGUGUUCAGCUUAAGAAGGUGAAGUUUGUGGAAGAGGUAGAGGAGUUCUAUACCAGCAGUGAUGAGGACCGCCAUGGCCCUUGGGAGGAAAUUGCCCGGGACCGCUGUCGUUUUCAGAGGCGUGUCCUGGAAGUUGAAGAGACUAUCAGCUACUGCCUUUCUCCAACUUUCCGCCUGGUCAUAUAUCAGAGACUUUACAAUACUAGCUAAUUAAAAGCCUUGUUUGUUGUUUAAAAAAAAAAUUAAACAAUGAAAAUAUAUAUAUAUAUAUAUAUAUAUAUAUACACACACACACACACACACACACACACACAGGUCAGCCACAACAUUAAAACCACCUGCCUAAUAUUGUGUAGGUCCUCCUUGUGCUGCCAAAACAGUGCCAACCUGCAUCUCAGAACAGCAUUCUGAGAUGAUAUUCUUCUCACCACAAUUGUAAACAGCUGUUAUCUGAGUUACCAUAGACUUUGUCAGUUCGAACCAGUCUGGCCAUUCUCUGUUGACCUCUCUCAUCAACAAGCCAGAACUGCUGCUCACUGGAAGUUUUUUGGUUUUGGCACCAUUCUGAGUAAAUUCUAGAGACUGUUAUGUGAAAAUCUGUAGAGAUCAGCAGUUACAGAAAUACUCAAACAGCCCAUCUGGCACCAACAAUCAUCCAUGCGAUUAUCUAAUCAGCCAAUGGUGUGGCAGUAUAGUGCAUAAAAUAAUGCAGAUAUGGGUCAGGAGCUUCAGUUAACGUUCACAUCAACCAUCAGGGUGGGGGAAAAAAAUGUGAUCUCAGUGAUUUGGACCAUGGCAUGAUUGUUGGUGGAUUUUCACACACAGCAGUCUAGAAUAUACUCCAAAUGAUGCCAAAAAACAUCCAGUGAGUGGCAGUUCUGUGGACGGAAAUGCCUUGAUGAGAGAGGUCAACAAAAAUUGCCAAACUAGUUCGAACUGACAAAGUCUAUGGUAACUCCAAUAACCGUACAACAUUUGUGGUGAGAAGAAUAGCAUCUCGGAAUGCUAUUCUGAGAUGCUGGUUGGCGCUGUUAUGGCGGCACGAGGGAGACCUACACAAUAUUAGGCAUGCAGUUUUAAUGUUGUGGCUGAUCAGUGUAUAUCAAUAGUUAAAAUCAGGGCAUCAGAAAGCCCUUAAUUGUUGUAAGGGCUCACAAGUCACACAUCCAAUAAAGUCCAAGAUUUCUGCCAGGGAAGGACACAUCACCUGAGUUGUGCUGAAGGUUCACAUAAUGUUUUGUGCUUAGUUGUUGUGUGGAUUGUGGAAAUAUUUAUUUUGUUUGAUUUUUCUUUUCUAUAAUUCAUGCUGUCAUUUCUAUCCCUUACUACAUUAGUUUAGCUCAGAGAAGGAGAAAAAAAAAAACAGGAAACUGAGAUAUGUCAUGUCUGUUUUAUUGCAAGACUCAGUGCAAAAGAAAACUGCAAAAGGUUUUGAAUAUCUGUUUGUUUACUAGUGUUUUUUCUAUGCUUAUUGGGAAAUUGGUUUAAUUGACUAAGUUACAUAAUCAACUAUAAGAAAAUUGGUCAUACUCUUAACGUGACACAAAAAAGCACCUCUAUCCAACCCCACUAAAUGUAUGUUCAUCAUGCUCUUAAAAGUAUUAGUGCAAAGAAAAAAAAUUUGGGAAAAAGAAAAUGACCUUCGUGAAGUGUUCUCUUUGCAUUCCCUGUUGUUUUCUUCUAGCAGGCCUUCUUACAAAUGUAUAAUGUAACCUCAAAGCCAAAUAUAACAUACUUCUAUUCUGGAACGGAUCACUAAGCCUCGCCUUAGUGUUUGAAGCUAAAGGGGCUGUGCAGGCUAAACAAUCCUCCAGAGUAAUGGCACUCAUUACCCACAUUGAACCUAGUGGUAUUUUUUGUUUUUGCCAGAGGUGAGCAAUGCUUAUAUCAGUAAAUGUUCCUGUGUUAGAGUGAAGAAAUAUGGGCAUGGGCCUUAGUGCAAUGCACUUGCAUGAUCCUAAAUUGAAAGAUUUAUUGGACGGAACAAUUUUACUUAAUGUGUGGACAUCACUGUUGUGUAAUGAGGGUUUUAUCUGUGCUUUGUGGCAGCUGUGACAAAUAGUAAAAUCUUGACUCUAAAGGUGAAAUGCAGGGACAAAAUGCAUGUUUUUGAUCUGAAAUAUAAUAUGCUUGAUGUUGAAGCAUAAAGGUAAUUUGUUAUUCAGUAUAAUUAACAAAUGCAUUUUAUUUUUGUAAUACAUUUUAGGAAGCAUUUGUUAUGGGAUUUGUGACAGAAGAGACUAGUCCUAAUUUAAUUAACAUUCAAUAAAAAGUAAUA
Xyrauchen texanus (razorback sucker) is the source of this 5268-nucleotide messenger RNA. Its product is annotated as protein phosphatase 1 regulatory subunit 15B-like. Gene Ontology annotation, biological process: response to endoplasmic reticulum stress. Bases 1134 to 3200 code for a protein of 688 amino acids. The record is from RefSeq and is a predicted model, not a curated record. NCBI's taxonomy places the organism in Eukaryota, Metazoa, Chordata, Actinopteri, Cypriniformes, Catostomidae. Gene Ontology annotation, molecular function: protein phosphatase regulator activity. The transcript is spliced from 2 exons. Gene Ontology annotation, cellular component: endoplasmic reticulum; protein phosphatase type 1 complex.